Varanus komodoensis (Komodo dragon) is the source of this 577-nucleotide messenger RNA. Its product is annotated as waprin-Enh1-like. Gene Ontology annotation, cellular component: extracellular region. Gene Ontology annotation, biological process: negative regulation of peptidase activity. NCBI's taxonomy places the organism in Eukaryota, Metazoa, Chordata, Lepidosauria, Squamata, Varanidae. Gene Ontology annotation, molecular function: peptidase inhibitor activity. The record is from RefSeq and is a predicted model, not a curated record. The transcript has 4 exons. The coding region runs from base 55 to 414 and encodes 119 amino acids.
AAAAUAUAAGCCUGGCUGAUUUGUGAAUACUGGGGGCCAGAUUCUGAAAGUACCAUGACCAGCACAACCACCUGGCUCCUUGUGGGGGUUUUGGCCCUUUGGGCACAGCUGCCAUCUGUCUCUACCAUUCCACCAAGAGAUAAAAUUGGGACAUGCCCCCCUAGUCCGUAUCGGUGUGCCUACCCAGGAGAGGACCUGUGCAGUAUUGACUAUGAUUGCGAAGGAAUCAAAAAGUGCUGUUUCUGGGAUUGCCGCAAAGUCUGCCGAAACCCUCAAGAUAAACCUGGCACCUGCCCUGCCGUGCCGCAUUACUGCUCAGUCCAAGGACGAAAGGUUUGCAGCCAUGACUAUGACUGCCCAGAAAAGCAAAAAUGCUGUAAUUUACCUUGCGGGAAAACUUGUGUGGACCCAUGACACGAUCUCCUAGAUGACUGAUUACAACUUUUUUCAGGAGCUGCAAUGAGACAGCAUCAUGAGUACAAUAGGAUUUACUGAGCUACAUGAAGAAGAAACUGAGGAGAGGGGAUCAGAGCUCUGAGGAGAAUCACUUUGAAAGUAUAAUCCACUUUUCUCAAAC